CCCCAGUGACAUUUCGCCGGUUCCGUGCGGAAGCUACGACGAAGAAAGGGGGAAGAUGCACUUGCGCGGCACAUGAAAUUUGACUGUUCCCAGCCCUAAAGAGCCCACCCUCUUCCUUGGCGUUUUCUUACAAGAGACUGAUUACUCUCGUAAGGUGCAACUUCGCCCUUGCUUACGGCCUGCUUGGCGUGACGGAGCAAACAUUCUUCCCUUUACGGCAAGGGAACGGCAGCCUCGUUGGAACGUCUCCUACUUCCUCUCGUUCCAUCUCAAAUGUAGGCAACUUAACCCUCACCAAUACAUGUCGUCGUGAAGGAAGAGGCCGCCAUUCCGCGUUGAGCCAGCGACCAAUACACAUCGUACUCCACACAGCUCUGGACGUUUCAACUCGAAAUAUUUUCAACCACCAAGCCCUGACCUAGGUCAGAGCGUAGCGUGUGCCAUGGCGCUCCUCGACAACACAGCAGAAAUGAAAGCACCUACAACAUCUGCCAACACGAAAGUGAACACUUCCUCGCAGAUUCAGCAGACAGUUUCAUCGUUUUCACCAGAGGGCCCGGACAGAACCUGCAGUCAACAGUUACAUGGAUACGGAACUCGAGGACAAGGCAUCAGUAAGCGGCCUGCGUUACGGCCAAGCAAACCUCGACCCCACCAAAGCAGUGAUGAGGUCACAGUCGGUGAGGUCUGGCACGAAAGGAAAAAGGCUGUGGCUGGACCCGACGUGUAAGAGGGGAGGAGAACCUCCCCUCGGGGCCGAGGCACGCUGCGCGCGGGCUGCGUGGGCGGCGGAGACGCGCGGCGCGCCGUGCCGGCCGGGGGCCCGGGGUCGCGGAGGGCAGCGGGCCCCCAAUGAAGACGUACGGCGGCCAGGGGCUCAUCUACGCAGGAUCAUCGAGGUUGGCCAGGGGCCUCCACUCAUGUGUAUGAUUUUGUCUGCUGUGUUGCCGACUUUUCUUGCGCAUUGUAUGUGUAGUCGGAGAAGAGUAGAUUGGUCUGUAAAUACAGCUAGGAUGAGAAGAGGCGGAAAAAGCAGGUGUGGUGGGAAAUGCGGGCAGAAAUUACAAGGGAAAUUUGCAGGGUGGGGGAGAAGUGUUAGCUGGAGUUCGAUCGCCCAGAGAAACGGGUCUGGCAACGGGUCCGCUUUGGCCUUUGGGUGCCUCGAAGGACCGCUUGGCGAAACCCAGCUUUAUGAGCGCGCGCCGCCGCAGCAGAUGAUGCUUUUAGCGUCAAAUAAACGCGGUCCGGCGCUCACGCGGAUCUCCGCCAAAGCUCCGGAAGAGCGGCGCGACAUAGAGGAGCAAGGGCUGUCGGUUGUGAUGAGCAGAGAGAAAGCGACGAAUUUAAGGACGAAUUGGUGA
Molecule: messenger RNA, 1361 nt
Organism: Gryllus bimaculatus (two-spotted cricket)
Lineage: Eukaryota; Metazoa; Arthropoda; Insecta; Orthoptera; Gryllidae
Source: the annotation of a GenBank genome assembly